AUGUUUCUUGCUUGGUUAUGCGUAAUAGGUAUUUUAUUAACAUUAACUGGGUUAUUACACUUUGUUAACAACAAACCUGAGUCAUUUAAGGUUGAUGGAUUACAAACAAAUCCAACACUUGCAGUUGUAUUAGUUGCAAUUGUUUUAUUAGUAUGUGGAUUAGUUACUGUAUUAAUUUCAGGAUUUGGAAUUGUACGUUCAAUUCCAUUUAUUACAUUAAUAUUAGAAAAUGGAGUUGUAUGUUCAAUAUGGUUUAUUAUUAUGUCUUGUUUAACUUUCUUUAUGACUGGGGUUUUUGGAUUAGUAACAAGUAUUUUAUCAUUUAUAACAUCAUCAACUUUUAUUAUUAUUGUUGUUUUGUGUAAGUUUAGGAAUGUGAAUAAUCAUCCACAACAUACGGAAGCUAAUUAA
This is a messenger RNA of Entamoeba dispar SAW760, 411 nucleotides long. RefSeq lists its product as uncharacterized. The transcript has 2 exons. The record is from RefSeq and is a predicted model, not a curated record. Bases 1 to 411 code for a protein of 136 amino acids. NCBI's taxonomy places the organism in Eukaryota, Evosea, Mastigamoebida, Endamoebidae.